AUGGUUACAUUACCCACUUUUGAUCCUGAUACCAAACAUGAUGUCCAUGCACCUGCAUCCACUUAUUACACGACUGGCGAUAAUGCAAGACAAAGAACUAGAACUUAUACGAAAAGUCGCCUAGACUUGCAGGCCAGUGGCAACAAUCUCGAAGGCACUCGUAGACGUCGUGCUUCUCAUGACGACAAGAACAAAGCACGCCGUUUUUUGAUUGAUGUAGAAGAGACACAGCGCAAGAUUCUGGAGCAAGAAGACACGGAUGGCGAUUUCCAAAUCACUAUCAACGAUUUGGGCCCUAAAACCAUGUCUUUGGGCACGGCUGAUUCGGGCGGAUACCGCAAAAUUGAUAUUCGUGGUACCUACAUGUUGUCCAACUUGUUGCAGGAACUGGCGCUGGCCAACGAUUACGGACGAAAGCAUAUUGUACUAGACGAAGCUCGUCUCAACGAGAACCCUGUGGAUCGUCUGUCUCGCAUGAUCAAGUUUAACUUUUGGGAUGGUCUUACCCGUCGCAUUGAUUCAGACUCAUUGGAAGUAAUUUGUCCUGAUCCCAAGAACAGAUCGUCUAACAAGAACCCUCGCAUCUACGUGCCAUACAACGACAAGGAAGCCUACGACUUUUACACGCAAGUGAGCCACGUACGCAAGCACUUGAAUCUGGAAGUAGUGUACCUGCCUGAGAAGAUCACGGCGGAAUACACCAAGAGCAUCAAUGAUCGUCCGGGCCUCUUGACGCUGGCUAUGCGUAAAACAAAAGACGAGCAAGGCAACGAUACCUAUGUUGGAGAGCCCUUUGUUGUGCCAGGUGGACGAUUCAACGAAAUGUAUGGUUGGGACUCUUAUUUUUCAGCAUUGGGGCUACUGGAAGAUGGUCGCACCGAGUUGGCUCGCAGCAUGGUGGAGAAUUUCGCCUAUCAAAUCAAGCAUUACGGCAAAAUCCUCAACGCCAAUCGCUCCUACUAUCUGUCUCGCUCUCAGCCGCCCUUUUUGACUGACAUGACACUCAAGGUCUUUGAGCGUCUGCACCCUCAAGAUGAAAAGGAAAACAAGGCAUGGUUAAGACGCAUUCUCAAAUCUGCCAUCAAAGAGUAUUGGGAGGUGUGGAUGUCUGAGCCCAGAUUGGACAAGAAGACCAUGCUGUCAAGGUAUCGACCUGAUGGUUCUGGUAUUCCUCCCGAAACAGAGGCCUCGCAUUUUGUACAUAUCAUUGAGCCCUUUGCAGAGAAACACGGCCUCACUGUAGACGAAUUCAACCAGAAAUAUAAUGACGGUAUCAUCAAGGAACCCGAGUUGGACGAGUACUUUUUGCAUGAUAGAGCAGUGCGUGAAUCCGGACAUGACACCACGUAUCGAUUUGAAAAGGUUUGCGCCAAUUUGGCCACUAUCGACUUGAAUUCGCUGCUAUACAAGUAUGAAAUGGACAUUGCUGAUGCUAUGGUAGACUAUUUGGACGAUGAUUUAGAGGAUUUCGAUGGUGUCAAGCAGAGCGCUGAAGACUGGAUGGAGAGAGCAAAGCAAAGACGGGAGCGCAUUGACAAGUAUUUGUGGAACGAAAAGGAGUCCCUCUAUUUCGACUAUGACACUGUCAAGGAAGAACAGAUUACCUACGAGAGUGUCACUUCAUUUUGGGCGCUCUGGGCUGGUUGUGCCAGUGAUCAUCAAGCGCAAGAGAUGGUCAAGCAUUCACUGUCCAAAUUCGAAGUAAUGGGUGGUUUGGUCUCUGGUACCGAAGAGUCGCGUGGUGUUACAUCGCUUGAAAGACCUAACCGGCAAUGGGAUUUCCCAUUCGGAUGGAGUCCUCAUCAAAUGCUGACUUGGGUUGGUCUAGACAAAUACGGCAUGAGAGAUACAGCUGCCAGAUUGGCUUACCGUUGGUUGUUUACUAUCACCAAGGGCUUUGUCGAUUUUAAUGGUGUUGUGCCCGAAAAAUUCGAUGUCGUCAGUCUAUCCCAUAAAGUAGAGGUGGAAUACGGUAAUGUGGGCACAGACUUCAAAUGCGUUCCUCGAGAAGGUUUUGGCUGGAUGAACGCCUCGUAUCAAGUGGGUCUCAGCUACUUGACGACUCAAAUGCGUCGUGCCUUAGGUGCUUGCACACUGCCUGAUUUGCUGUUUGAAAAGGCAAUGAUCCGCGAACAUCGUAUGCUGGGUAUGACGCCUGAAGAAGAAGAGGCUGCCAUGCUUCGUCGUCGCACAUCCACUUUGGCUGCCAGAGCCAUUACGCGCAAUGGUAGCAUCAGUGCUGCUGUUACUCGUAUUUCUUUGUCGGAUGGCUCCAGCAAUGCCACUUCUUUUUAG
Messenger RNA from Mucor velutinosus, 2295 nucleotides. RefSeq lists its product as uncharacterized. Gene Ontology annotation, cellular component: cytoplasm. Gene Ontology annotation, molecular function: calcium ion binding; alpha,alpha-trehalase activity. The transcript is spliced from 4 exons. Gene Ontology annotation, biological process: trehalose catabolic process. NCBI's taxonomy places the organism in Eukaryota, Fungi, Mucoromycota, Mucoromycetes, Mucorales, Mucoraceae. The record is from RefSeq and is a predicted model, not a curated record. The coding region runs from base 1 to 2295 and encodes 764 amino acids.